UUUGCUUCAUCUCUCCGCCUCGUUAUCCGUUUCGCUUCUCCCUCUUUCUUUUUCUUUCUUUCUUUCUCUGUCAUCGAAAAGGAAGGAGAGGAGAGAGAGUGAGAGAGAGCGCACGGCGAGGAGGGAGACGCCUUCAGCAGAAGCAAAUGCCAUGUCUGAAGGCACAGAACACUCAUCUUCCUUAGCUCUCCUCCACCACCGCCAUCACCUCCCGCAGCAGCAACAGCAUCAGCAGCCGCCGCCUGCAUCCCCCUCUGUCGCCGGCGCCAUCAUCCGCGGCUAUCGCAAGGGCAACUGGACCCUCCACGAGACCCUGAUACUCAUCACCGCCAAGCGCCUCGACGAUGAUCGCCGCACAGGCGGGUCGUCCUCGUCCUCCUCCGCCCACUGCUCCCCUUCAGCCGCCGUCUCCGCCACCGCUGCUGUCGUGCCAAGAUCGGCGGAGCAGCGGUGGAAGUGGGUAGAGAACUACUGCUGGCGCAACGGGUGCCUGCGGAGCCAGAACCAGUGCAAUGACAAAUGGGACAACCUCCUUCGCGACUACAAGAAGGUGCGCGGCUACGAGGCUCGCGCCGAUGCCUCCGCCGGGGAGCUACCCUCCUACUGGGCCAUGGAGCGACACGAGCGCAAGGAGCGCAACCUCCCCACCAACCUCGCUGCCGAGGUGUUCGAGGCAUUGACCGACGUCCUCGGCCGGCGCACAGCCCGCCGAUCGAACGCCGCCGCUACUCCCGUCUCCUCCCUCCCUCCGCCCCCUCCUCCACUGCCCUCUCCGCCGCGACUGCCGCAGGCGCCUUUAAACCCUACGGCACCACCAUCUGUUCCGGCACCGGCGCCGCCCCCAGCUCCGCCAGCGCACCCAUCCGCUUCUGUGGAGAUGUCGUCGGGUUCCUCGGAGUCGGAGGAGAACGACGACGGAGCGGGGACAGCCGAGCCAGAGGCGAAGCGGCGGCGACUGGGUUCCAGCGUGGUGCGGAGCGCAACGGUGCUGGCCCGCACGCUGCUAUCCUGCGAGGAGAAGCGGGAGCAGCGCCACCGCGAGAUGGUCGAGAUCGAGGAGCGGCGGCUCCGGCUGGAAGAAGAGCGGACGGAGAUCAGGCGCCAGGAAUUCGCCGGCCUUGUCUCCGCCAUCAACGACCUGUCCAGCGCCAUCCAAUCCCUCGUCGCCAAUCAGCGCAACGGAGAUCACCGGUGAACCGGACCAUACCGGCUCUUGAACGCCGCCGACUUGGAAUCAUGAGGGGUUCGGAUGUAAAUAAAUGGCCACAAAGAGGGUAUCGAUUUUUUUAAUAUCUGUCACGUUUCGAAUGACGUGACUCGAUACCCGCAACUUGAUUCGUACCUUUGAUGGGCCACCACUGCCGUACCAUUUAAUUCCCAAGGAAAAUAUUAAUUCCAUUUUCUAAAAAUGAAAAAAUUAAUUAACAUGGCGUAAAUGUUUUUUUCAAUAAUAAAUAUAUUGUUUCUUUGCUGCGAAAAAGGCGAGACGGCGACUGUUGCGGUCAAAGUGGGAUCCGUGGCUGCCAGCGUGUUGCUUCGGUUGGACAAAAGUACCCCUGAUGCAAAUGCUCAUUUACAGAGGCACCAGGAGAUCUCUUCCAGCGAAAGGGACGGCUCGAUUUGUCGUCUUCUUCACUUACACGGUCAAUUUCGUCACACUCUAACGGAGAUGGCGGUCAUUCGCUGGACCCGGCUCAUCUUCCUCCGUUACUUCCACUCACAACAUUGAAACCCACUAAUUUAAUCUGCUAGAGCUCAUGGGGUCCAGUUUCGCGGGUCGGGUAAAGAAUGGAGCGUCUGCUGAUCGAAAAGUAGCUGGCAGGCUGAGCUCCAAUUGGUUGUAGUUCCGGUCAAAGGCCAGAUUUGACCGGUUCCCUAAGAUCACAAAAUAA
This is a messenger RNA of Zingiber officinale, 1892 nucleotides long. Its product is annotated as trihelix transcription factor ASR3-like. Lineage: Eukaryota; Viridiplantae; Streptophyta; Magnoliopsida; Zingiberales; Zingiberaceae. Bases 152 to 1195 code for a protein of 347 amino acids. The transcript is spliced from 2 exons. The record is from RefSeq and is a predicted model, not a curated record.